AUGACUGAAAAUAAUAAUAUUGAAUUAGUGCUAAAGCAACAGAGUGUGAUUGAUUCAUGUUCAGAAUGUCCAAUUAUCACUUAUGAGAUUGCGAAAAAAUUGGGUUUCGAAAAAGAUAAAAGUUUACCCAACAUUACCAAUAAAGUGGUAUCUGAUAUUGUUAAGCAACAAACCCAGAUAUUUCUCAAAGAAACCGCACACCAUGCAAGGCUAAAAGAAAAAAGAGAUUUUUAA
Messenger RNA from Dentiscutata erythropus, 234 nucleotides. Lineage: Eukaryota; Fungi; Glomeromycota; Glomeromycetes; Diversisporales; Gigasporaceae. The record is from the annotation of a GenBank genome assembly.